Messenger RNA from Serpula lacrymans var. lacrymans S7.9, 1128 nucleotides. RefSeq lists its product as uncharacterized. NCBI's taxonomy places the organism in Eukaryota, Fungi, Basidiomycota, Agaricomycetes, Boletales, Serpulaceae. Bases 1 to 1128 code for a protein of 375 amino acids. The record is from RefSeq and is a predicted model, not a curated record. The transcript has 14 exons.
AUGGUUCAAAAUGCGUCUAUGAACUGUGUAGUGUUCAAGAUAUAUUAUCUUCCUAUGAGUUUAGAUAUCCACCAGUUUUAUGAACAGUGUGGGAUUACCCACAAAACUCCUCCAAAGCUCCCUAAAGAUGGCGCUCAUCCACACUCAGGGUUUUUGUCCCAAAAGUUGGACCAAGAGGACGGAUUCAUUCUUUAUCCAGUGCGCGUAUCAUUAUAUUUUCUGGUUCAUGUUGAUGGAUUCGCAACAAUUUAUCACACAUAUUUGAUGCCAGAUAAUGCCCAGAUGACUUUCCAGUUCAUAUACUCGCACGAGCCGCCCAGUCCUGAAGACCAAUGGAUGGAGAUUACAGUGGGUCGUAAGACCUUAACAGAAAUGAUGUCAGCGCUUUUCAAGGCAGGCACCCAUGAAAUCUUCACUGCCAUCACUUCACUGAUGGGUCAAUUUAUGGACCUGAGGUAUCUCACACGUCCUUAUGAAUUUAAAAUCAAGAUGACACUAAAGAUUCAGAUUUUGCUAGAACUCGGAUGCUAUCGACGUAGUUCAUAUAGCACAAAUCACAAGUUGAAUAUAUAUUCCCCCUGGAUGGAUCUGAUGGCCACAUUGAGAUCCUUGACGGAAGAGGAAUAUGCCCAGGCUUUAAGCCUCUACUCCAUACAUCAUAACCCUGCGUUAGAGUUAACUGAAUCUGACCUGCAGAGAAUAGCUAAGAAGAAGCCUGAGAUCCUCAACCUUCCAAAUUAUAAUGCGUUCGGAAAGCUACCUGCCCUUCUCGACGCCGACGCAUUCGCCUUAGCGCAGGCAUCCCAAAGGCUCAAUGCUGCACUGAGCCCAACCAACUCCAUUCUCAUCGGCUCAAAUACUUUGCGAGAAAAUGAUGAUGGGGCACAACUCAAGAAAGUCCAAAGUAUCAUCCAAGACUGGGAUACGAAAACACCACCCGUACUGGGAAGAGACACGGUCGUCCGGUACUAUUUCCCCAAGCUUCAAAAGCUCGGAUGGGGGGGCUAUUCGGACGUCACAGAGGUCACACAAGCCGAGUUAGAGCUCCGCUCGGCACUAUCAGUGUUUGAACAUGAUUUUGAGUGUGGCGCACCUGAACUUUUUGAAACUGAGAUUGCAGUACCUUAG